Molecule: messenger RNA, 2324 nt
Organism: Gryllus bimaculatus (two-spotted cricket)
Lineage: Eukaryota; Metazoa; Arthropoda; Insecta; Orthoptera; Gryllidae
Source: the annotation of a GenBank genome assembly
GUUCAACCAUAGAUGUGAAUGCCAGUGAUUGGUCUUCGUCUGUCAGGAUCACGUUCUAGAAAACCAAACUGUCAGCAGGUGGAAGCUGCUUGGACCAACCAGACUGUUUAUAGUUUCAUCCAAUCGGGAGCAUAAACGUCCCUAUAGUGACAUUAAAAUCCCGGUUGGAUGAAACAGCAACAUAAGACUAACGUCAAGUGCACAACUAAACAAAUCGUUGCAAUAUAUAUAGGACGAAUAUGGCCAUGGCUGACAAGACUGCCGAGGUUAAAGCAAAAGAAGUUUCAUCACAUUAUGCCCUUUUCAUGGUGAAUAAGGACAAAAUCAAUGAGGAAUCCGUCGGAGAUGAAAAUUCCACCCAAGAAGGAGAAAUGGCUGGUAUUGGAGGCAACUCACCUGCAGUCUGUUACUAUGUUUUACUGCCAAGUCAAGCACUAGUGUGUUUGUUGGCUGUGGCCGAAGCUAACCUUGAGGUAUUUCGUCCAGAAUUGGCCAGAUUCUGCGAAAAGCUGGAACCUCAUAUAAAGGAGCAGUCAGCAAGUGAUCUCCUGUCAAAAUGGCAUGUUAAGUGCGUACAGUACGUUGGACACAUUCUGGAAGAACUAGGUCCAGAUAUUGCAGCUCUCCUACAGCUGGUGCAACAGAAUGGUGGAAUUAAGGUGGAAGGAAAGGUGCCAGCAUCUGUAGAAGCAGAUAUACAACAGUUUCUAAUGGCUUGUUCAGUGUCUGAAUGCUUAGUGGGAGCUCCACCAGGUGUGGAAGCUAUUGUGCAUAUGAGACCUGGAGCUACAAGAAAAGUGUGUGUCAUGGGUGUUCAAGCAAAUGCAUAUUGUACAGAUUGGGCUCGCCUGUUACUGGAAUUAGGGCCUUCUGCAGAACCUUGGAGGUUACGAAAAUUAUUAGAAGCAUUCAAGCUGAAGACCAUCAAAGACAUGAAUAUACUAAAAAGACUUCUCAAACAGGCUGAAACUGAUCAUUACUUCCUUUAUAGAGCCUAUGCAUUUUUAUGGCAAUCUGGUAACAGUGAUAUUUUGCUACGACAAGCUGCACUGGAAGGCUCUUCCUCCCCUGAUGUGUUAUCAGUUCUGGAGGAACAUUUGUCUGGGUGUGGAUCAUCUCCAAUUCCAGUUACUACUCGUGUAUGAAAACUACUGAAUAUUUUUCGUAUUCCACUGCAGCACAAACAAGUCAUUGCUGAAGGUGGUUAAGUUUGAAGAUUAAUUUUGAUUGUAGGUUUGAAAGUUCCAGCUAGUGGUGGUCUUGUAGAAUACCUCAUGUCUUCCAUCAUUUUGUUAGAAAAUCUUCCAAUGUUAAAUUCUGUCAAAUAUUUAUCAAUUCAUUUGUACACAAUGCAUUAAUAAAUUGUUUUUGAAAAUUAUACUGUAUAUAUCAUUAAAAACUAAUGGAGGAAAAUAGGAAUCUUACAAAAGAUUUAAUACAGAUACAACAGUUAUGUAUUGUUUCUACAUCUACAUCCAUGUGAUAAUCACAUUAGGUAGGGAAGAAACAUUUUGUGCCUAAUCAGCCAACUGCUAUACUCUUUUUCAUGUAAAUGAUUUACUCUUAACUAACGUACUUUCUCUGGCACUCUUAAAAGAUACACACACUUGUACGUUAAAGCACACUUAAAAAUAUUCAUAUUAACAAUUGAUAAUGCACACUAGAAUCCUCAGUCUUUGUAUGAUCAGGAAGUUAAUAUGAUUCAUUACAUAUUGCAGCUUCACCUAAGACUAUGUCAUCAAUACCACAGGUCUGUGAAUCCACUUGAAGCUUCGUUUCCCCCAAGAAAAAUAGAGUUUUGAGUCAUGUAUAAAAUCUACUCAUAAUCCAGUGAGUUUUUACAAACCUUAUAAAUAUAAUUCACAUGACCUGUUUUAUUGAGACACAUGACAAAAGCAAGGCACGCCUCAAUGCAUCACCCAUGCAACAAUCUCAGCCAAGAUUUAUAAUACCUGGACUUGUCUCGUUUUCCAGUCUAUCACAGAGCCAUCUUCAGACAUCGUUGCUUGCAUUAGUUAAAAACAAAACACAGCACAACAUCCGCACAGCGGAAUCAUGUUCAUUGAUCAAAACAAACUGAUCCUGCAGAUUACUGGAAUGUUCAAUGUCAUGGUCUAAGUUCACAACCUUUAACUAACACUAUGCAUUACAACCACUGACAAUAACUAACACUAGGUACACAAUGCUGUAAUAUAUUAUUCUACAGCAAACUUUCUUAUCUUUGGCUUAUCUUCCAACAUUAAGAGUUAGUGAGCAAAAAGAAAUUUAAAAAAAGAAAAAAAAAAAAUCUAAUGCUUCACCCAAACGUCCUACCCCAAAACUUA